Molecule: messenger RNA, 507 nt
Organism: Dicrocoelium dendriticum
Lineage: Eukaryota; Metazoa; Platyhelminthes; Trematoda; Plagiorchiida; Dicrocoeliidae
Source: the annotation of a GenBank genome assembly
AUGUGCAACACGGCCUCUACUUUACUAUUAAAAAAGCAACUAUGUGAACUUAGCAAGAGUGCUACUGAAGGUUUUUCUGCUGGCCUUGUUGAUGAUGAAAACAUUUUCAAGUGGCAAGUUCUUAUUAUGGGCCCUCCAGAUACCCUAUAUGAGGGUGGCUAUUUUCGGGCGGAGCUAGAUUUCCCUCCUGAUUAUCCUAAUCGCCCCCCUAAAAUGCGUUUCGUAACCGAGAUUUGGCAUCCGAAUAUUGCUCCAAAUGGUGACGUGUGCAUUUCAAUUCUCCAUGAACCCGGUGAGGAUCGAUGGGGAUACGAAAGACCAGAUGAACGAUGGCUUCCUGUGCACACCGUAGAAACUAUCAUUACUUCGGUCAUAUCCAUGCUUGCUGAACCAAACCCGGAUAGCCCCGCCAACGUAGACGCGGCGAAAGAAUUUAGGGAAGACUUUGCUGAAUUCAAGCGAAAGGUUUGUCGCUGCGUCCGGAAAAGCCAGGAGCACUUUGAGUGA